AUGGCAAGUUCAAAAACAAAUUGGAGAUAUUUAGAUGACAUACGUGAUGAACCAAAGCAAGUGUUGAAACCAAUCACAGGCUACGCAAAACUUCCACUGAUGACGCUGGACGAAGCUGUGAAGCCACUCUUGCAUAUCGUCAAUGAAUUACCACAAAAUGUUUGGGUCGCUAAAGAAAAUUGUAAAAAAUGUAUUAACGAACUCACUCAAGACGAAGCGGCAGCAAUACAUUUAUACACAAUGGAAUGGGAUCAGCGAAGUGAGAGUCUGUACGCAAUCCUUAAUCGCACCUUACGCGAAAUCGACAGACAAAAGCUGAUACCGUGGUUCUCAUAUUUAAAAUUACUCCUCACUGCUCUACACAAAUUGCCAUCUGAGAAAGCAAUCGUUUGGCGUGGUGUGAAAGCAGACUUAAGAGCAGAUUAUGACCCGGGUAAAAAACAAGUUUGGUGGGCACUCAGCUCAUGUACCACCAAAAUGAACGUACUUGAAUCUUCCGAAUAUCUGGGUACCUCUGGCAACCGGACAAUGUUUUCGAUUGAAUGUAGCAAUGGUAAAAUGAUCAAACAAUAUUCUUAUUUCGAAAAAGAAGACGAAAUUCUUCUAAUGCCUGGCUCUUAUUUUCAUAUUGUCGAUCAAUUAUGUCCUGCUAAAGAACUAAAUAUUAUUCAUCUAAAAGAAGAAACACCGCCAUAUCCGUUACUAGAGCUACCUUUUAAUAAAACAGCUUCCGAUAAUGGGAAUUCAAGUCUUGUUCAAAGUUUGAGAUCAUUAGAAAUAGAUGACAUCAGUAUUCGAGGGAUUUCGGAUCUUUCUAGCACACCAUUUAAUAAAAAUACACACGGAAUUUGGCUUGAUUCUAAUAUCAAUAAUACACCUAACAAUUUACUAACACAGCAUAAAUUACGAAGCGUCUUUAAUAUUUUACAAACAUUCGAAGUAAAAGACAUUGUAACCCAACUAAAUGAACUUAUGACAAGUUUGCAAAAAAAUAUGAUCUAA
Molecule: messenger RNA, 1002 nt
Organism: Didymodactylos carnosus
Lineage: Eukaryota; Metazoa; Rotifera; Eurotatoria; Philodinida; Philodinidae
Source: the annotation of a GenBank genome assembly